Molecule: messenger RNA, 2079 nt
Organism: Pteronotus mesoamericanus
Lineage: Eukaryota; Metazoa; Chordata; Mammalia; Chiroptera; Mormoopidae
Gene: CTNS
Product: cystinosin, lysosomal cystine transporter
Exons: 12
Coding region: 54-1289 (411 amino acids)
Biological process (GO): L-cystine transport
Cellular component (GO): lysosomal membrane
Molecular function (GO): L-cystine transmembrane transporter activity
Source: RefSeq, a predicted model, not a curated record
CGGAGGUAGGGUUCACAGGGUGGCCGAGGUGGCGUGGGUGACUACCUCAGGGCAUGUCCGAGCCCCUCCCGCUCCUUCUGCCCAGAUGCCGCCUGAAUCUGAGCCGCGGAGUUUGCAGACUGCUUUGGAGUUCUUUGAAAUCGAGGAACAUGAUAAGAAGUUGGCUGAUUAUUUUUAUCCUUUUCCCCCUGAAGCUCAUAGAGAAGUGUGAGUCGACGAUCAACCUCAUUGUUCCUCCCACUGUGAAGCUGGAAGAUGGGAGCUCAGCCAGUGUCAGCAUCACCCUUCAGCAUCCGUUAAAUGCAACCUUGGUGAUCACUUUUGAAGUCACAUUUCGUUCAAAGAAUGUUACUAUCCUUGAGCUCCCUGAUGAAGUUGUGGUGCCUCCCAGAGUGACAGAAUCCUCUUUUCAAGUGACAUCUAAAAAUGUGGGGCAAAUGACUGUUUUUCUGCAUAGAAAUCAUUCCAACGAAACCGGCCCAAGAGUACACUUCUUGGUGAUCCACAGCAACGUCAUUAACAUCAUAAACCAGGUGAUUGGCUGGAUCUACUUCACAGCCUGGUCGGUCUCCUUCUACCCUCAGGUGAUCAUGAACUGGAAGCGGAAAAGUGUGGUUGGUCUCAGCUUUGACUUUAUUACCCUGAAUCUGACGGGCUUUGUGGCCUACAGCGUGUUCAACAUUGGCCUUUUCUGGUUGCCACACAUCAAGGAGCAGUUUUUCCUCAAAUACCCAAAUGGAGUGAACCCUGUGGAAAUUAAUGAUGUCUUCUUCAGCCUGCACGCCUUCGUCCUCACCCUGGUUGUCCUGGUGCAGUGCUUUCUGUAUGAGCGAGGCGACCAGCGUGUGUCCUGGCCUGCUAUUGGCUUCCUGGUGCUCGCAUGGCUCUUUGCGCUCAUCAUCUUGAUUUUGGCUGUACUCGGGGUAACCACGUGGCUGCAGUUUCUCUUCUUCUUCUCCUACAUCAAGCUCGCAGUGACACUGGUCAAGUAUUUUCCACAGGCUUAUAUGAACUUUGUCUACAAAAGUACCGAGGGCUGGAGCAUUGGCAAUGUGCUUCUGGACUUCACUGGGGGCUCCUUCAGCCUCCUCCAGAUGUUCCUCCAGUCCUACAACAAUGACCAGUGGACACUGAUCUUUGGAGACCCAACCAAGUUUGGACUCGGCAUCUUCUCCAUCUUCUUCGAUAUUGUCUUCUUCGUCCAGCACUUCUGCUUGUACAGAAAGAAACCAGGGCUUCAGGCAGCACCCACAGGUUCUGACAGCCAUCCCAAGCAGAUUGGAUGUUGAGCUAGGAGCUGAAAGUCGUCUUGCCCAAGCACCCAGUGUUUCAGGGAGCAGCCAAAGGACUGACCUUACAGCUGGGAGCGCCAAGGGCACUUUGGUGCUGCUGCUGUGUUUCUAAAGACGAAGCAGCCAGGUGCUGGUGCCAGAGGAGCUGGGACUUUGGGGUUAGGCCCUGGGGUCCCAUCUUUGAAGGCCACGUUAUCUAUAACUCAACUUUCACAACUGCAGUCACAGGUGGCCCCAGCCAGUGCCUAGUAGAGAAACAGUAUUUCUGGGUCUGGAGGUGCUCAAUAGAUUGGUUCUGAACUGGGCUCACACCCAAGGAGACCUCUGGAUCUUUAUCACAUUAACACCCCUUUUGGGUAUUCUGGAGGGAUGUUUUGGGAGUGGCUGGCUGCCUACCUCCACUUCUCCUGAGUCGGGGCCCCCUGUGAGCCCAUCCUCUGCCCGUGCCUUUGAGGCUUAUCCAACCUGCCAGACGGUGAGGCAGCUCCCCUGGGGGCAGGGCAGGCCUGCCUUGCCUUCGCUUCCCCAGGCCUCUAAGUCUCACCACUUUUUUGGAUGUUCAGGAGCCUUAGAAAAGAACUUAAAACCAACACACAAUUCUCAUGGGCCAACCCUGAUCCUAAAUCCCCUUCCCUCUCAACCCAACCAGUUGUCCUUCCUGGGUCAGGGCAGGGGGUGGGAGGUCGGUGCCAGGCGUGCCUUGUAUGUGCCUUGAGUUUGUCAGUCUACUCUCCUACUUUUUACUGUGAGAUCAGUGUGAGAGUGUAUAUCCUGAAUUAAAACCAGA